Hippoglossus stenolepis (Pacific halibut) is the source of this 891-nucleotide messenger RNA. RefSeq lists its product as uncharacterized. The coding region runs from base 1 to 891 and encodes 296 amino acids. The record is from RefSeq and is a predicted model, not a curated record. The transcript has a single exon. NCBI's taxonomy places the organism in Eukaryota, Metazoa, Chordata, Actinopteri, Pleuronectiformes, Pleuronectidae. Gene Ontology annotation, biological process: G protein-coupled receptor signaling pathway. Gene Ontology annotation, cellular component: membrane. Gene Ontology annotation, molecular function: G protein-coupled receptor activity.
AUGCUCCUCUCCAACCUCACACCCCCCGUGACAGGAGCGGUGCUUCGUCUCUCUGUGGACUUUAACAGUCCUGUCGAUUACCUCAUCUUUAUCUUUCAGAUCUUAUUCGCCACGGCCGCGGUUCUUUUAGCUGGGCCGGUGGUCAUCAGCAUUUUGUGCACCAGAGCGCUGCGGCUGCAGAACAGGUUCAUUUUCAUGCUGAACACCAGCAUCUGUGACACGCUGGUGGGGCUGUCAGUGUACUACCUGGGUCUGUUCGAUGUGCAGGAGGGCUUCCCGUCCAGAAACGGGACUUAUCACGUGUUACCGUCCCUGCUCGGGGUGAACAUUAUGACCUUUUUAUUCGCGCAGUUCGAUCGAUAUUUUGCCGUGUGCCACCCCUUCGCGUACACGCGCUUUGUCACCCGGGGUGUGAUCAUCUCCACAAACGUGUACUGCUGGUUCCACGUCUUCGUGCUGCUGCUCAUUCAAAAUUUCCUGCCUCUCUCCAAAGCUGUGCAGGUGUACGUCUUCAGCAUCGUCACCUUGCAGUUCAUCGUGCUCACCAAGGUGGUCAUGACCAUCAAACUGUACGUGAUAGCCAGGUACCAGCUGGAGAAAGACCCCCCCAGCGCAGAGAGAGAAAACAACAAGGAGUCUCUGAGAAUCAUCAUCUUUGUUGUCAUUAGCUUCUUGGUGUUGUGGUGCCCCUCCUUUGUCAACAUCGUGCUCAGACUGAUAGUGGGGCGAGGGCUCGUGUUUAGGAACGAGGCCACCAAUCUGUUCGCCAUCAUGGCCCGUCUGAACGCCGUGUGCACACCGGCCGUGUACCUGUGGGGGAGCCCGGCUCUGAGGGAGGCCACGGUGCGGACGGUGUGGGGCAGAGUGUGUCCUCGAUGCAGGAGGAGGUAA